This is a messenger RNA of Scaptodrosophila lebanonensis, 6417 nucleotides long. RefSeq names its product disintegrin and metalloproteinase domain-containing protein 12 (gene Meltrin). The record is from RefSeq and is a predicted model, not a curated record. Gene Ontology annotation, molecular function: metalloendopeptidase activity. The transcript has 9 exons. Gene Ontology annotation, biological process: membrane protein ectodomain proteolysis. Bases 741 to 4940 code for a protein of 1399 amino acids. Lineage: Eukaryota; Metazoa; Arthropoda; Insecta; Diptera; Drosophilidae.
UGUUUUAUUGUGUGUGUGCAAAACAGCGAGAGGUGUUAAAUGUUAUAAUUUUAUUUAAAAGAAUCUAGAAUAAGCAGAAAUUAAUCAUUUAUUAUUUUCAAAUGUGUGCGUGUUGUGAAAGCGUAGUGACAAAGUAAUUCAAAGCUAAAGUUAACUCUGAAGAGUCCAAUAGGAAUAAUUUUAACAACAAAGCUAUAUAAGCACAGUCAAGAAGAAGAUUCACAUGAGAAACAGAACUGACAUACUCACGCAACCAUACAUCCAUAUGUACAUCCAAACGUAAAUACUGCCGUUAUAAUUUGUAAACCAAAACAUAUGUAUAUCGCUUUUUAUUUAUGCAUCCGUGAGAUACCUCCCCUAUUUCUGCCGUUUCUGCCGUGUCUGCCGUUUUGUUCUCUCUGUUAUUGUUUUCAAUCGCGAGUGGCACUUUCCUGAUUGAAGUGAAGAACGCGUUAAAAUGCAGCGGCCAGUGAUUUGUAUUUAAAUAAAACGCAACUGCAUCUGAGUGCUUUUCCUGUGGGAGUUCCUCAAUCUUAGCCUCAGUCAGAGUCAGGAAGUGAUGUCACCGCCUUGGCCUGUCUUCGCAGAGAAAAAGAAACAGAACAGUUAUUAUCAUUGCAGCUGCUGCGCAAACAGCGACAGCAGCACCACAAACGGCGACAACAUCUCCGCUGCGCUGGAUCCUUAGGAUUCUCACACCCAUAAGCUCAUUGCUGCCACUGCCGCGUCGCAUCGCGAAAAUGCUAUUCCACUUACAGUUGCUACUGCCGGUGCUGCUGUUGUUCGCCAACAUAUGUUUGCAACACGUCGUCGCUGUCACAGCUGACAAUUUGGAGUCAAAAGCACAAUUCGGUGACUUUUUUCCUGACCUUUAUGAUUUUACAAAGCACACUGUGAUACAUCCCCGAGUGCAUCACGGAAAAACAAGGCGCAGUUUACAGAGCUCUCUGGAUGCAGUGGAUGGCCUCCACACGCCGCACAUAACCUUGACCUACACGCACGAGGGUCAACGCAUUCAAAUCGAGCUUCAGCGCAAUGACGACUUACUGCCGGCAGAACAUUUCCUGCGCUAUCAGAAUGCAACAGGUGGUGGCUAUAAGCAAGUGAUAAGCAAUUUCACAAAGACUGAAAUUGAUUUAUGUCUUUAUCAGGGCUAUAUACGUGGGCAUCCGGACUCGAAGGUGGCUCUCUCAACUUGCGGAGGCAGGCUCAGCGGCUUCGUGUCCGAUGGCACACACUCAUACUUUAUACAUCCGAACGAGGAGAGCAGCGGACGCUUGCAGGAUGCACAUUAUCUACUUAGACACGCUGACAUGCGCGCACAAAACAGAACCUGUGGGGCGGGUGAUAACGCGGAGGCGCAUGGCCAUAAUGAAUCGGACAUAACAAAGUCCAAAACGAAUGGCUUGAAUGGUUUUAAGUUUGGACGCAUGUUGCGGCGAAAGCGACAUGCAGAUGACAAUCAGUUGAUACGUGGUCCCUACAAUGCCAACAAAUACUCCUCAUAUGUGGAGCUUGUUAUUGUGGUGGACAACAAGGUGUACAAACACUUUGGCGAGAAUACCAAAAAAGUUCAUCAGUACUGCAAGGAAUUGGCCAACAUUGUAAAUGCCCUGUACGUGCCUUUGAACAUAUUUGUGGCGCUCGUCGGUGUGGUUAUCUGGAAUGAAUCGAAUGAGAUUGAGUUCUCCAGCGAUGGCGAUGUGACCCUGCGCAAUUUCCUCAACUAUCGCAGCACUAAACUUGUGUUAGACCAUCCUAAUGAUAACGCACAACUUUUGACAAAGGAGGUCUUUGCUGGCGGAGUGGUCGGAAAGGCUCUGAAGGGACCCAUCUGCACGUACGAAUACUCGGGUGGGGUUUCUAUGCAACAUAGCCAAAUUUUGGCGGUAGUGGCGACGACCAUGGCACAUGAGAUGGGCCACAACUUUGGGAUGGAGCAUGAUUCAUCAGAAUGCAAGUGCCAGGACGAGAAGUGCAUCAUGUCCGCCUCGAGCACGGCGGUAGUGCCAGUACACUGGAGUAGCUGCAGCAUCGACCAGCUGACCAUUGCGUUUUCACGUGGCAUGAAUUAUUGUCUGCGAAACAAACCCGCAAAACUGUUCGACUCUCCACAGUGCGGCAACGGGUUUGUUGAGCCUGGGGAGCAGUGUGAUUGCGGUAUGCCCAACCAUUGCGAGAAUACCUGCUGCAAUGCCCACACCUGCAUGCUACACGCCAACGCUUCGUGCGCCACAGGAGAGUGCUGCGAUUUGAACACUUGCCGGCCCAAAGUGGCCGGAGCAGAAUGCCGCGAGGCUGAGAAUGAAUGUGAUCUACCAGAGUACUGCACGGGUGAAUCAGAGUACUGUCCUGCAGAUGUCUAUCGCCGUGACACGGAACCGUGCGACGGAGGGCAGGCAUAUUGCUUUAAGGGCAAUUGUCGCUCUCAUGCGAAUCAGUGCCGCAUACUGUGGGGACCCACCGGCGACAAUUCCGAGCAUUGCUACUACAAAAAUACCGAUGGUUCACGGAUGGGUAACUGCGGGUACAAUCGGUUGAACAAGACAUUUGUAAAGUGCAAGGAUACAAAUGUUAAAUGCGGCAUGCUCCACUGCAUCCAUUUAAAUGAGCGACUGGAAUUUGGUAUGGAAUCGGCAGCCGUUUUAUCACACUCUUAUGUCAGCCACGAUCGCAAGAUCGUAGCUUGCCGCACCGCCCUAGUGGAUUUGGGGCUGCAGAGCACCGAUCCCGGCCUGACACCUAAUGGCGCCAAGUGCGGCGACGACAGCAUGUGUGUCCAUCAACAGUGCUUGCCCGUGGAAGAGGUGCGGAAGCUGGGCAUGGGUGCCCGUUGCCCGGAUGAUUGCAAUGGCAAAGGAAAGUGCAAUAGUCGUGCCCAUUGCCACUGCGACAUUGGAUUUGCUGGCGAGGCAUGCACGCGCCCCGGCCCUGGUGGCUCUGUAGACAGCGGUCCAGCCACAGAUCCUACUGCCAACAAAAUCUUCCAGCAUUUCCUGUACAUUCUAUUCUUCGUUGUCGUACCGAUGCUGUUUGUGUGCGUUUUGUUGUACCGGUGCCGGGAAACGAAGUACCUAGCCGGUGGAAAGUUUUCCGAGAACAUUUUUAAAGUGGCUAGCUGUAGUAAACAAGCACCCACGCGUCCUCCCCAAAAUGGCGCUGGGCCACCUACGGGUUCUGGACUGCCCAAGUCUACACCUAGCAGCACAGAUGACAUGAACUCAGCGCUGCUGAAGUCACCCAGCGACUCCACAGAUGCCAAUGCAUCCGCUGGAAACGGAAUGUUUGGCAAAUUUAAGGGCUUUACGCUGCGUCCUUUGAACAACACAAGCUCUCCGGCCAGCAAUUACAACGCCCCAAAUGUAGCGUUUGUGCAACCCACUUUACAGCAGGACAACAAUGGGGUUCCGCAGCGAGCAGCGCCACCGCCACCGACCCCCCCACAUAAGGGAUCCGAGCAGGAGGCAAGAAACACCUUGCCCAGGAAGGCGCCAGCGCGACCAGCGGCACCAUCUACGUUGACGUCCAUACAGGCGCCGGCACUGCCGCCACCCAAUCCUGGUUCUACAGCGCGGCCCAUUAUCUCUCAGCCAGUGCUGGACUCAUCGACGCUAACUAUGGUGCCGCUGAAGAAAAGCCCCGACGAGUUAUCCCCAACACCUAGUGGUACACAGAAGGCAGCACCACCGCCACCAGUCCCGCUUCACACGGAUCCCAAGCUUAAUAUCAAACGAGACGGAACUAUCCGCCGCUUUGCAUCAUUUCUCAAGAAGGAUGAGAAGCCACCACUUAAGGAGAAGACCUAUAUUGAUCGCGAACGCCUUCGAACGCUAGAAAUAUCAGCUCCUAUGCCGGUGGCAACACCUGUGAAUGCAGAAUCUUCAAACUCGGACUCUGAAACGACGCCACGUGAAGACGAAACAAAGAAUUUAGUUAAGCGCACGCAAUCCAUGCGCUCGCCAACGAAGAAGGCCCAAAUCCAAACAUUUGGCUCCAUGAGAUCGCCUCAGGGUGCUUCGCGCCCCAAGAGUAAUAUUGUCAAUAGCGGCAAUGCAUUGCGACCGAAAUCGCCGCCGCCACGACCCCCACCCGUAAUAAAGAAGACCAAUUCUACCACCUCGUCGGGCUAUCAACUGCCCGUAGCUACUGCCAAAAGCACUGUAGAAAAUACCUACGAUGAUUGCGAGGUAGUAGAGACUGUACUUACGCAAGGAGACACGCGUGCCUCAAACGAUGACAUCUACUCGGUAAUCGAUGAAAUACCGCCGGCGGCGCAGACGCUUAAGCGCAGUGAUCUGGUCAGCGUAGUCUGCAAUAGCUCUAGCGAUAUGGGACUAUUGGGCGAGAUUGUCAAUGAAUUUGAAAAGAUCAAUGGCGACUCCAUUUACUCUGGAACAGCUCUGAACAAGCCCAAUUCGACGAAUGAGGCGCCACGCAGCCCAACGCGACCGGCGCCACCUAAACCUGCGGGUAGCGGCGGAGAGGAAAAGACAACCACUACGGCAGCGGCGCCCGCUGUCACGCCUACAUAUCUGCGUCCAGCGCCGCUUAAUGCCCCGGUGGCACGAGUGGCACCCACGCGCUCUGACAUAUCACCAUCCAGAGCGUUCUCAAGCUUCAAACCACCGCCGUUGAGUAGCGGUGUCAGCAAGACGCCAAUAGCAACCGCAGCAUCAACGUCUAUUGAUCAACCUGCGCGGAGUGGUGCCACGCGGCCUAAAUCCAUUACAAAAGUAGCAACAAAACCACUGCCCAAUGCAACAGCCACGCCCUCAGCCACAAUACAAAAACCUAAGCCGCUCUCGGCCAAGCCAUCGUUCAGUAGCGGGCUGUCUAAGAGAUCCCCCUCAGCUCCCUCGACAUCGGCGGCCCCAACACCGCCAACGGUUAAGACCUCUAACAUUGCGUCGUUAACCCAACGAUUCGAAAAACGCAAGUAGUCAGCACACAACCCCUUCGCUUGGCACUGAUUUCGCAGCUGACGACCAGUGGGCGUCGGUGAUAUUUUUCAUUCCUUGAACGCGUUUUAAAAUACUUCCCACUCCUUCCCCAUCUGUAUUACUCAGUCGAAACGUGUUUCUUUAUGGCCCGUCUUCUCAUCUUAUUUUUUGAGUGAUUAGUUAAUUCAUUGGACAAGAAGUUAAACUCAAUUUUAAUGUAGAGUGCAUUUAAAGUGGACAACACUUACAUAUUGAUUCUUAUAAUCAAUAAGCAUCAGAAGAUGCCGGUUCCACUGGACAGCUUACAUUUAAAUGUAAAUUACAUCAUAUAUGUAUGUACUAGAUGGAAAAAACGGGUUAUUUAAUUGUUAUAUUAAGCGGUUUUAUUUGCAUCUAUCACUGGUAUUUCAAGUUUAAAGAAGAGCAAACAUAAAAGCUUCAGUUCCAAGCGACCUAUUUGGGAUAAAAUGUAUGUGCUCGGACAUCAUAUUAUCUAUGAGUAGCAAGGAGGCAAUAUGUGUACUUGGCAUUACAGCUCACCAGGGUACUGUCGGCAACGAGAAACGGAUAAGGCGAAGUAACCCCAAAUGGAGCUGAGUACUGUAGAAAAUGCCCCUAGGGCACUACCUGCCGAGCUCCGAUACUGUAUAUUCAAUAUUAAAAUACCUUUAAAACAACUCUUGAAACUAGGGGAUCUCGUGAAUUGCGGCACCACUAAGGACCCAAGUGUCUCCUGAAUUUAUCGUGUUUAUGUUUUCGUGUAACAUUUCCAAUGACUAUUUCCACUAGCAUAUUGCACAGUGAAUGAACCGGUGGAAUCAGGCUAUUAGUAGGCAGAUGACGAAAUUGAGGAUGUCUAUUUGUUAAAAUGGUUGUCAACUUUGAGAAGAACAUGAGAAGUCGGGUCUAUUUAUUUGUUAGCUCCCUAAUGAUAAUAUUUGAUGAGUGCGAGCUCGAACGUCGAGCUCAUGUAUCAUGCAAAAUGGGAGUUGCAUGUGUCUGUAAUUAUAUCAUACAAGUAUUGUAGGUAAUCAUAUAAUACACAUACUCGUAGUACAUAUAUAUGUAUAUUUAUGUAGUUUACUAGAUGUUAUGCUUUUGUAAAUAAAAACCAAAGAAGUCUAAUUGUCACAAAAUGCGCCACGUGCAGAUAUCUUAAUGCAAUUAAUUCCACAACAAAUGUAAAUUUAAACGCUUGUAAACAAGAUAAUGCGUAAUGUGCGAUUUCCAAUAAUGCUCUCAAUGAUUUAAAAAAAAAACAGCUGUUUUCAUAAAUAAAUGAAUUUUUCCUUGUAAAAAAAACGUAACUGAAAAGUAGGUAACAAAAAUCAACAACAAACGAUAUCAAAAUAUAACUUAGUCUAAUUGGGUUAGCUUAACGCCUAUGUGAAACGCCAAUUAUAGCGCAAAAGUUGUGUAAUUUAGCUUAUAAAUCAAAUUAAAUCCCAAAAUAAAUGAUAAAUAAUUUAUUUUCAAA